Messenger RNA from Chrysochloris asiatica (Cape golden mole), 2265 nucleotides. RefSeq names its product polymeric immunoglobulin receptor (gene PIGR). The transcript has 10 exons. The record is from RefSeq and is a predicted model, not a curated record. NCBI's taxonomy places the organism in Eukaryota, Metazoa, Chordata, Mammalia, Afrosoricida, Chrysochloridae. Gene Ontology annotation, molecular function: transmembrane signaling receptor activity. Bases 1 to 2265 code for a protein of 754 amino acids. Gene Ontology annotation, cellular component: plasma membrane.
AUGACGCUCUUGGUUUUCCUCGCCUGCCUGCUGGCUGUCGUUCCAGAGGUUUCCAUGAAGAGUCCCAUAUUUGGUCCCCAGGAGGUGAGUAGUAAGGAAGGCAAGUCAGUGUCUAUCAAGUGCUACUACCCAGCAACCUCUGUCAACCGUCAUUCCCGGAAGUUCUGGUGCCGCCAGGAACCCAGCGGCCGCUGUAUAACCCUCAUCUCAUCAGGGGGCUUCAUCUCCGAGGACUACACAGACAGAGCCAACCUCACCAACUACCCAGAGAGCAACAUGUUUGUGGUGGACAUUGCUCAUCUCCUCCAGACUGACUCUGGGAAAUACAAAUGUGGCCUGGGCAUAAAUAACCGAGGCUUGUCCUUUGAUGUAAGCCUGAAGGUCAACAAGGAUCCUGAGCUUCCAAGUGGCACUCAGAUCUACACAGCAAAGCUGGGCAGAGAGGUGGUCAUCGACUGCCUUUUCAAGGCUGAGAAUAUCGAGAAGAAGAAGUCCUUGUGCAAAAAGGCUGGCCAGAACUGUGUCUUGGUCAUCGACUCCUCUGGGUACAUAAGCCCCAUCUACAAAGGCAGAACAGACCUUAAAUUACAGGGCACAAGUCAACUAAAGUUCAGAGUCUCCAUUAACCAACUCCAGUCCACUGAUACUGGGAUGUAUGCUUGUAUGGCCGGGGAAGAAAGCAGGAAUGUUGAUCUCCAAGUGAUAAUGCCAGAGCCCGAGCUGGUUUAUGGAGACCUGAGGGGCUCUGUGAACUUUGACUGUGCCCUGGGCUCUGAGAUGGCAGAAGUGCCCAAAUUUCUUUGUUACAUGAGAACCACUGGGCAAAGCUGUGAAGUGAUCAUCAACACCCGGGGGAAGCUGGCUCCAAGCUUUGAAGGCAGGAUCCUACUCAACUUUGAGGACAAUGGCUUGUUCCGAGUGCUAAUCACCAGUCUAAGGAAGGAGGAUGCAGGACGUUAUGUGUGUGGAGCCCAUCCUGAGGGUUUGCUAAAAGAUGGUUGGCCCCGCCAGGAUUUUCAGCUCUUUGUCAAUGAGGAGAACAACAUUCCCCAGAGUCCAUCUGUGGUAAAAGGUGUGGCUGGAGGCUCUGUGGCAGUGUUCUGUUCCUACAACCCUAAGGACAGAAGUUCCCUGAAGUACUGGUGCCGCUGGAAAAAAAGUCAAAAUGGCGCUUGCCAACUGUUGGUGGAGAGCCAGGGGCUGGUUGAUAAUCAGUACCAGGGCAGGCUGGCACUGUUUGAAGAGCCAGGCAAUGGCACCUACACUGUCAUACUCAACCAGCUCACCACCCAGGAUGCUGGCUUCUAUUGGUGUAUGACCAGUGGUGACAUUCGCUGGAGGUCCACCACGGAGCUCAAGAUUAUUGAAGGAAAGCCAAACCUAAAGGUACCAGAGAAAGUCACUGCUUUGGCAGGAGAGACUCUCAAGAUUUCCUGUCACUACCCAUGCAAGUUCUACACACAGGAAAAAUAUUGGUGCAAGUGGAGCAACAAAGGCUGCCAGACCCUGCCCAGCCAAGACGACGGGCCCAGCCAGGCCUUUGUAAACUGUGACCAGAACAGCAAGACCGUCUCUCUGACCCUGAACUCAGUCACGGAGGCUGACCAGGGCUGGUACUGGUGUGGGGUAAAGGAGAAGGAGAACCACCGCUAUGGAGAGACCGCUGCCGUUUAUGUGACCAUACAGAAGGGAAGAGCGAUUCCAGAGUCCCAUGUUGUCAGCCAAGAAAAGGCUGCUCCCAGUGAGGAGGCAGUGGAGCCAAAUGUUCGGCAGUUUGAAAACAAAGCCAUUCAAUAUCCCAAGCCUGCAGUGAUAGAGGAUCUUGAAGCUGGUGAUGCACAAUCUGGCAGCACUGGAGAACAAGGCAAGAGCUCCACAGUGCUGAUCUCCACGAUCGUACCCCUGGCCCUGGUGCUGGUGGUAGGAGCUGUGGUUGUUGGGAUCCUCAGAGCCCGGCACAGGAAGAAUGUUGACCGAAUUUCAAUUAGGAGCUACAGGACAGACAUUAGCAUGACUGACUUAGACAACGCCACGGAUUUUGGUGCCAAUGACAACAAGGGAAUCUCUUCAGUCAUUCAAGAAUCAUCCCUCAGAGGAAAAGAUGAGACCACCACAGAGACCACCACAGAGACCACGGAGAAGAGUGAAGAAUCCAAGAAGCAGAAAAGGUCAUCCAAGGAGGAAGCUGACAUAGCCUACAACGCCUUCCUGCUCCAGUCCAAUACCAUGGCUGCAAACCUCCAAGAUGGCUCCUGCAAAGCCUAG